Messenger RNA from Meira miltonrushii, 3102 nucleotides. Its product is annotated as putative multifunctional beta-oxidation protein. The record is from RefSeq and is a predicted model, not a curated record. Gene Ontology annotation, molecular function: oxidoreductase activity. Bases 345 to 3071 code for a protein of 908 amino acids. The transcript has a single exon. NCBI's taxonomy places the organism in Eukaryota, Fungi, Basidiomycota, Exobasidiomycetes, Exobasidiales, Brachybasidiaceae.
CGGUCAUUAGAUCAGUCAAGCGCAGGCGGGCGCACCUUGCUUUACAACGAGCGAGAUAAACCGGUUCAGCGCUAGUGCCCCCCUUUGGCUUAUUCACUUUUCACAUUGUGGCAGACAGACAUAACACAUUCUCAAUUGGGACAGGUAGUGUACCCCGCAACACCACACAAAGAAGAUUACUAUCCUUCUUACCUUUUCUACCAUCAUCAUUCUCACCAUCUCAAUCAUAACGGUGACCUACCACGUAUGCUAAAAGGCUUUUUGCAGUGAUCAUACAAAAAGCAAACAGGUAGUCUAUACAAACAUAACAAAACAAAACAAACCACUCUUUUCCUCUUCUCAUCAUGUCUGAUUUCCCCGUUACAGAAAACGGUAAGAUCUCCUACAAAGGCCGUGUGGCUAUCGUCACAGGUGCAGGAAAUGGUUUAGGUCGUGCAUACGCUUUGGCUUUAGCCUCUCGUGGAUGCAAAAUUGUAGUAAACGAUUUGGGACCUUCAACACAAGACAAAAAUCGUAAAGCAGCCGAAGUUGUCGUUGAAGAAAUUGAAAAAGCAGGAGGUGAAGCAAUCGCAAACUUAAACUCAAACUUGGAAGGUGAUAAAAUCGUACAACAAGCUGUAGACAAAUGGGGAAGAAUCGAUAUCUUGAUCAACAAUGCAGGUAUCUUGCGUGAUAAAUCUUUCAAAUCUAUGGGCGAUCAAGAAUGGGAUGCCAUCACCGCAGUUCACAUCACAGGUUCAUACAAAUGUGCACAUGCCGCUUGGCCUCAUAUGCGUAAGCAAAAGUUCGGUAGAAUUAUCAACAUUGCUUCCGCUGCCGGUAUUUAUGGUAACUUUGGUCAAGCAAAUUACAGUGCUGCCAAAUUGGCAAUGGUUGCCUUUUCCCGUACUUUGGGUAUCGAAGGUGCAAAAUACAACAUCUUUGCAAACACAAUCGCUCCAAUUGCUGCCUCUCAAAUGUUGGCAACAAUUAUGCCAAAAGAGAUCUUAGAUCAACUUAAACCAGAAUUCGUUGCACCUUUGGCUGUUUUCCUAUGUUCAGCCGCAAAUGAAGAGGUCAACGGUCAAUUGUUCGAAUCAGGUGCCGGUUUCGUUGCUGCUUUGCGUCGUCAACGUAGUCGCGGUGUUGUCUUCAAGACUGACGAUUCAUUCACGCCUGCUGCCGUUCGUGAAAAGGUUGAUGAAAUCUUGGACUUUGACAACGAACCAGAAUAUCCUGAACGUGUCACUGAUGCAAACCAUAUGGACUUCCUCGAACGUGCCAAAGCAGCCAAGCCAAACGACCAAGGUGAAGGACAAGUCAAAUUCGAUGGUCAAACCAUCCUCGUUACAGGUGCUGGUGCAGGUUUGGGUCGCGCUUACUCUCUCUUGUUCGGUAAGAAUGGUGCAAACGUUGUUGUGAACGAUUUCUCCGAAAAAGCAGCUCAAGCUGUUGUUGACGAAAUCAAGAAAGCAGGCGGGAAAGCUGCACCUGCCGUUGGUUCCGUCGAAGAUGGUGACAAGAUCGUUCAAGCUGCCGUUGAUGCAUUCGGUGGAUUGCAUGCAGUCAUCAACAAUGCCGGUAUCUUGCGUGACAAAUCCUUCGCCUCUAUCGACGAUAAGGGAUGGCACGAUGUGGUCAAUGUACACUUGCGCGGUACAUACAAGAUUUGCAAGGCUGCAUGGCCAAUCUUCCUUAAACAAAAGUACGGUCGUAUUGUCAACACUACUUCUGCUGUUGGUAUUUACGGUAAUUUUGGUCAAGCAAAUUACUCAACCGCAAAAGGUGGUAUCUUGGGUCUCACCCAAACAUUGGCUAUCGAAGGUCAAAAGAACAACAUUUUGUGCAACACAAUCGCACCAAAUGCAGGUACCGCAAUGACUGCUACCAUUUGGCCUCAAGAGAUGGUAGAUGCAUUCAAGCCUGAAUUCGUCGCUCCUGCCGUUGGUUACUUGGCAAGUGACUCCAACACUGAACACACCAAGCUCUUGUUGGAAGUUUCAGGUGGUUGGAUCGCUGCCGUUCGCUGGCAACGUACAGCCGGUCACGCCUUCAGUCACAGCAAGGAAUUGACACCUGAACAAAUCCAAAAGAAGAUCCCUAAGAUUAUGGACUUCAACCCAGAAACAUCAGUUUACCCUGCCUCAAAUCAAGAAGCAAUGACUGAAAUUAUGGCCAACAUCGGAACUGAUUCUCAAGAAGAGGAUGAUGAAGAUGAAGGAGGUGACAAUUACGAUGACCCAGAAGAUUCUGAUAUCGUCAAAGAAGCAAAGAAGGAAAGACCCGAUGCAACUGAAUACGAAUACAGCGAAAGAGACGUCAUCCUUUAUAACUUGGGUAUCGGCUCAAAGGCAGAAGAGCUCAAUUACGUCUAUGAAGGUGCAGAUGAAUUCCAAGCUAUUCCCACGUUUGGUGUUGUGCCAAUGUUUGAUGCAAUGAGCACUUUCCCAUUGGACUUCUUGCCAAACUUCCAACCAACAAAAUUGCUGCACGGUGAACAAUUCUUGAAGAUCUUGAAGAGUCCCGUUCCAACAAGCGGUACCUUGACAUCCAAAGCACAAUUGAUCGAAUGCUUGGACAAGGGCAAGGCUGCCAGUGUUGUUUUGAAGGUGAUCACAAGUGAUAGCAGUGGUGAGCCAGUCUUCGAAAAUGUUUCUACAUUGUUCAUCCGUGGAAGUGGUGGCUUUGGUGGAAAGAAGCAAACAUCACGUAAAGAUGAAACAGUGGCAGCAAACAAGCCACCACAACGUGAACCAGAUGCAGUUUUGAAACAAAAGACGACUACCGAUCAAGCUGCAUUAUACAGACUUUCGGGUGACAGUAACCCAUUGCACAUCGAUCCAAGCUUUGCAUCGAUGGGUGGAUUUGAUAAGCCAAUCUUGCAUGGAUUGUGUUCGUUUGGUGUUUCUGCUCGUCUUUUGCAAAACAAAUUUGGUUCGUUCAACCAAAUCAAAGCAAGAUUUGCAGGUACCGUUUUGCCAGGAGAAGAAAUCACCGUCAAAGCAUGGAAAGAUGGAGAAAAGAAGGUCAUCUUUGAAAGCUGGGUCGGCGAUCGUCAAGUUUUGAGCGCUGCAGGUAUCAUCUUGGCUUAAGAGAGAUCCUUUCUCUCUUCUUUGUAGAUUU